Phalaenopsis equestris is the source of this 610-nucleotide messenger RNA. Its product is annotated as calmodulin-like protein 7. NCBI's taxonomy places the organism in Eukaryota, Viridiplantae, Streptophyta, Magnoliopsida, Asparagales, Orchidaceae. The record is from RefSeq and is a predicted model, not a curated record. Gene Ontology annotation, molecular function: calcium ion binding.
UCUUACUGUCAUUCCCAUCCCCUGUUUCCUUCCCCCUUCCAACCCCCUUCCAACCCCCUUCCAAUCUAAUCUCCAAUCUCUAUGUCCUCCCCCAUGGAUCCGAACAAACUCCGGCGUGUCUUCCAACUAUUCGACCUCGACGGCGAUGGCCGGAUCUCCAAAAAGGAGCUCAGCGAGUCCCUCCGCAGUCUCGGCAUCGACGACCUAAAAUCCUUGAUCGACAACAUAGAUGAAAACAAUGACGGUUGCGUCGACCUCGAAGAAUUCGAGGACCUGUAUCAGACCAUCAUGGAAGAUAUGCGCAGCGAUAGAGACGAAGAAGAAGAGAUGCGCGAGGCUUUCAAGGUGUUUGAUCAGAAUGGAGAUGGUUUCAUCACUGAGGAUGAGCUGAGGUCUGUUCUCUGUUCGCUGGGGUUGAAACAGGGGAGGACGCCGGACGAUUGCCGGAAAAUGAUUAUGAAGGUUGACGAGGAUGGAGAUGGAAAGGUUAAUUUUAAGGAGUUUAAGAAGAUGAUGAGAGGAGGAGCGUUUGCUGCCUUGACUUGAUGAGUUUUAUCUUUUUAUUGUUUUUUUGGAUCUCUAGAAAUAAAUUGUUAAUACCUUUUUCAGA